Glycine soja is the source of this 4432-nucleotide messenger RNA. Its product is annotated as phytosulfokine receptor 2-like. Lineage: Eukaryota; Viridiplantae; Streptophyta; Magnoliopsida; Fabales; Fabaceae. Gene Ontology annotation, biological process: protein phosphorylation. Gene Ontology annotation, molecular function: ATP binding; protein binding; protein kinase activity. Bases 1039 to 4215 code for a protein of 1058 amino acids. The record is from RefSeq and is a predicted model, not a curated record. The transcript has a single exon.
UACUACAUCUCUCCUACAUCACGCUUCUUUGAUUUGAGAUUUCUGCUAUCUUUGUCUUCCUCUAGAUUCUAUCUAUCACUGUUUAGGUUUGAAAAUCAGAGAGAGCUGACAGCUAUUACCCUUUGACAGAAAAAAAAAAAGAAAAAGAAAAUCAAAAUCUUUGGAAGAGGAAUUAUUAAAAAAAAGGGUUUGGUUUGGAAGUUGAAGGGGACCCGUUUGAUGAAAGUUUGUUGAGAUUAGGUUCUCAGGGCACUGUUGCUGGCUACCCUUUUCUUUGUUCUGCUUCUUCAGCUCACCUUUGAGCUUAAAUUUCAAACCUUUCUUGUUUCUGCUGCACCAAGUAAACAAAGAUUUCGUUUUUGUGCAAAAGGGUUUGCCUUUGGGGGUGUGUUGUUGUGAGUCCUGAGAGUUCCCGUCGGAAUUUUUUUUUUUUUUUUUUCAUGUUAAAUGGUGUGUGUUGAGUUGAGUUUUGAGGUGAAGGGUUUUGUUUUGUUUUUUUUUGGGGGGGUGGGGGGGGUCAAAGAUCUUACAUUUCAGGUGGGGACUGAGGGAUCUCACACACCCCUCUACUUGUGUUGUUGAUUGUUUUUCUCUUUCAUUUUUUUAAUGGCCACUGUUGAUUGCUUCGUCCGCAAGCUGUUGCCAUAUGGUCCCUGUUCUACUUUCUUUGGUGUUUGGGGAUAUGGGAUAUAAGUAUCUUCAAUUUGGGCAUCUUAUCUCUUUCUUCAAGGGUGGUGUUUCUGAAUCUGCUUUCAGAUUGAGUAGGGGUUCUCCCACUAUCUAGAUCUCUCUCUUGUUCUUGGGAUUUGGUUCUGGUGGGGAUUGGUGAUCCAAAUCUUUUCCUUGAAAUUGGGGCUUUUCAUUUGCAAGGUGCGAGUUGUUGUUUGGUGCAGUUUGAGGGCUGAAACUUGAAAGUCUUGUAGCUGUGACAAAAAAGUGACUUCUUCUCAAGCACAGCAAAUCACUUUUCAGUGAUACUACUACUAGCUUCUGCUGUGUUCAUGAUUCUGAGCUGAGUAUAUCAGCUUGGUUUCAGCAAUGGUGCUGUUCAGAUGUUUCUCAGUGACACUUUUGCAGUCGUGUUUCUUGGCUUGCUUGCUUUGCUUGUCACUAGGGCUUAAUAAUAAUAAUAAUAAUCAAGCCCUAUCCUGUGACCCUCAUGAUUUAUCAGCUCUUAAGGAGUUUGCAGGCAACCUUACAAGUGGCUCUAUCAUCACAGCAUGGCCCAAUGACACUUUCUGCUGCAACUGGCUUGGAGUUGUUUGUGCUAAUGUGACUGGUGAUGCUGGUGGAACAGUUGCUAGUAGAGUGACCAAGUUGAUCCUACCAAAAAUGAGUCUCAAUGGUACAAUUUCACCCUCUUUGGCACAGCUAGAUCAACUCAAUGUGCUGAAUCUUUCAUUCAAUCACCUUAAGGGUGCUUUGCCUGUGGAGUUCUCCAAGUUGAAGCAGUUGAAGUUCCUUGAUGUGAGCCAUAACAUGCUGUCUGGACCUGUUGCUGGAGCUCUUUCUGGUUUGCAAUCCAUUGAAGUGUUGAAUAUUUCUAGCAAUUUACUUACUGGAGCUCUCUUCCCUUUUGGGGAAUUCCCUCAUCUCCUUGCUCUCAAUGUGAGUAACAAUUCAUUCACUGGCGGAUUCAGUUCACAAAUUUGCAGUGCCUCCAAGGAUCUUCACACCCUUGAUUUGUCUGUAAAUCAUUUUGAUGGCGGUCUUGAAGGCUUGGACAACUGCACCUCUCUCCAACGGUUGCAUUUGGAUUCCAAUGCAUUCACUGGUCAUCUUCCAGAUUCCUUGUAUUCAAUGUCAGCCUUGGAGGAACUCACAGUUUGUGCCAACAAUUUAUCUGGCCAGUUAAGCGAGCAACUAAGUAAGCUCUCUAACCUAAAAACUUUGGUGGUUUCUGGGAACAGGUUUUCUGGGGAAUUCCCAAAUGUGUUUGGGAACCUUUUGCAGCUAGAAGAAUUAGAAGCACAUGCCAAUUCAUUUUUUGGACCCUUGCCUUCCACCUUGGCUUUAUGCUCUAAGCUUAGGGUGCUUAAUCUUAGAAAUAAUUCCCUGUCAGGGCAAAUUGGUCUUAAUUUCACUGGCUUGUCUAAUCUUCAAACACUUGACCUUGCUACUAAUCAUUUCUUUGGACCCCUUCCAACUUCCCUGUCCAAUUGCCGCAAAUUGAAAGUUUUAAGCCUUGCUAGGAAUGGUUUAAAUGGUUCUGUCCCUGAAAGCUAUGCCAACCUCACUUCACUUUUGUUUGUAUCUUUCUCAAACAACAGCAUUCAGAACUUAUCUGUGGCAGUGUCUGUUCUGCAGCAGUGCAAAAAUCUCACCACCCUUGUACUUACUAAGAAUUUCCGUGGUGAGGUAAUUUCAGAAAGUGUGACAGUAGAAUUUGAGAGCCUUAUGAUUUUAGCACUUGGGAAUUGUGGUCUUAAAGGCCAUAUUCCUUCUUGGUUAUCCAAUUGCAGGAAGUUGGCAGUUCUUGACUUGUCUUGGAACCAUUUGAAUGGUAGUGUUCCUUCUUGGAUUGGUCAGAUGGACAGCUUGUUCUAUUUGGAUUUCUCAAAUAAUUCUCUCACAGGAGAAAUACCAAAAGGUCUGGCAGAGUUGAAGGGCCUCAUGUGCGCUAACUGUAAUAGAGAAAACCUUGCUGCUUUUGCAUUCAUUCCUCUCUUUGUUAAGAGAAACACAAGUGUAAGUGGACUGCAAUAUAACCAGGCAUCAAGUUUCCCUCCUUCAAUUCUCUUGAGCAAUAACAUAUUGAGUGGGAAUAUAUGGCCUGAAAUUGGUCAAUUGAAAGCACUGCAUGUCUUGGAUUUAAGCAGAAACAACAUCGCUGGUACCAUUCCUAGCACAAUUUCAGAGAUGGAGAACUUGGAAUCAUUAGAUUUGUCUUAUAAUGAUCUUUCAGGAGAAAUUCCUCCAUCAUUUAACAACCUCACAUUCUUGUCAAAGUUCAGUGUGGCACAUAAUCGCUUAGAGGGACCAAUUCCAACUGGAGGGCAGUUUUUAAGCUUCCCUAGUUCAAGUUUUGAGGGCAACCUGGGGCUUUGUAGGGAAAUUGAUUCUCCUUGCAAAAUAGUCAACAAUACAAGUCCCAACAAUUCUUCUGGUUCUUCCAAAAAACGUGGUAGAAGCAAUGUCCUUGGCAUAACAAUCAGUAUAGGGAUAGGGCUUGCACUGCUUCUUGCAAUUAUUCUGCUAAAAAUGUCAAAGAGGGAUGAUGAUAAGCCUAUGGAUAACUUUGAUGAGGAACUCAAUGGUAGGCCACGCAGGUUAUCCGAAGCACUUGCUUCCUCAAAGUUGGUGCUUUUUCAGAAUUCAGAUUGCAAGGAUCUUACAGUUGCAGAUUUGUUAAAAUCCACAAACAAUUUCAACCAGGCAAAUAUUAUUGGUUGUGGUGGGUUUGGUCUUGUCUACAAGGCAUAUCUUCCAAAUGGUGCAAAAGCAGCUGUCAAGAGACUUUCUGGGGACUGUGGUCAGAUGGAACGUGAAUUCCAAGCUGAAGUAGAGGCCCUCUCAAGAGCUCAACACAAGAACCUUGUUUCUCUGAAAGGUUAUUGUCGGCACGGCAAUGACAGAUUGCUAAUAUACUCAUACUUGGAGAAUGGAAGCUUGGAUUAUUGGCUGCAUGAGUGUGUGGAUGAAAAUUCAGCUCUCAAAUGGGAUUCAAGACUCAAGGUUGCACAAGGCGCUGCUCGCGGAUUAGCUUACUUGCAUAAGGGGUGUGAACCAUUCAUAGUGCAUCGAGAUGUUAAAUCUAGCAACAUACUUUUGGAUGACAACUUUGAAGCUCAUUUGGCUGAUUUUGGUCUCUCAAGGCUACUUCAACCGUAUGACACUCAUGUCACAACUGAUUUGGUAGGAACUUUAGGAUACAUUCCUCCUGAAUAUAGUCAGACACUGACGGCAACCUUCAGGGGUGAUGUCUAUAGUUUCGGUGUUGUUCUUCUCGAGCUUCUUACUGGUAGAAGGCCUGUGGAAGUCAUCAAGGGGAAAAACUGCAGAAAUCUGGUGUCUUGGGUGUAUCAGAUGAAAUCUGAGAAUAAGGAGCAGGAAAUUUUUGAUCCAGUAAUUUGGCACAAGGAUCAUGAGAAACAGCUAUUGGAGGUGCUUGCCAUUGCGUGUAAAUGCCUAAACCAAGAUCCUAGGCAGAGACCCUCUAUUGAAAUAGUUGUUUCAUGGCUUGAUAGUGUAAGAUUUGAUGGUUCUCAACAGUGAUCUUAGUUGCAUUCGUGCCCUGAUGUUUGGGUUUUGGUUGGUGUAUCAUUGACUACACAGUUGUAAAGCAAGUUUGUUGUAUGAAGGUGGAAUGUUAUUGAUACAGUUACUGCCUUAUUUCGUUUUUUAGUCCCUUAGUUCAUUAAUACUGAUAGGUAUAAUAUGUAUAAAUGAUAAUUUUGGCAAUGAUACAGUUACUGCAAUAUUUUUUUUUUCA